Molecule: messenger RNA, 1023 nt
Organism: Epithele typhae
Lineage: Eukaryota; Fungi; Basidiomycota; Agaricomycetes; Polyporales; Epitheliaceae
Exons: 5
Coding region: 1-1023 (340 amino acids)
Source: RefSeq, a predicted model, not a curated record
AUGUGUGGACGGUUACAUUUGUGGCGAGAUGGCGAGUACAGUCUGGGUGAGGACGAGGGCAAGACGCGGAUGAUGCAGGUGCCGCGUGGGCAACACAGGCGACAUGGAGGCAAGAUAGGCGCAAGCGAAAGAGAUGCGCGAGAGACGCGGGCGAGACGCGGGCGAAGUGGGAGAGGCGGGAGUUGCGGGACACUUAGGCAAGGUGGGCGAGGUGGAUGGCAGACGAUGCGGGCGACGUCGGCAACGUGCGGGACUGAGGGCAACGCGGAUGGGGGUGACGCAGAGGUGGAGGAAGGAGAUGCGGGAAUCGAGGUGGUGGUCGACGCGUGUGGGAGCCAGAGGGCGAGGGCGACACGGCCAGGGCGACACGGAGGCAAGGCGAGGGCAAGGCAGAUGACGCGGGCGCGGGCGCGGGGCAAGGCGGGCAAGGCGGGUAACGCGGGCACGACACGGGCACGACGCGGGCGCUGCGAGGUGGACGAGGACGAGGGCGAGGGCGAGGGCGAGGGCGAUGUAAGCGAGGGCGACGCAGGCGAUGAGGGCGAUGCGGGCGAGGGCGACAUGGGUGACGCGGGCGAGGGCAAGGUAGGCGACGUGGGCGAGAUGGGCGCGAGGCGGGUGCGCGAGAUGGACGGAGUGGGGGAACGACACCCACGACGCCAGCGAAGGCGAUUGAGGCGAGAGCGUCGCCGACGAGGCCAGAACCUGGGAGGGGGAGGCGACGCAGGGGAGAAGUGGGGGCGGGGAGGGACCUGGAGGGACUCACCAGGGGAUAUCAGGGCCGUGGGAGCUCACCGCGACCUCACGGAACGGCGACGCGGGGCAGGCGGGGGACUUGGGCGACGUGGGGGGCAAGGGCGGGCAAGGGCGGGCAAGGGCGUGCUGGGUGACACAAGCGAGGGCCGCCGCGAAGGCGAGGCGGCGGAUGAGGGCGAGGCGGAGGACGAGGGUGUGGCAGCGGAGGGCCGGGACGCGGCGGAGGACGAGGGUAAGGUGGGCGAGGACACGGGGAGCGGAGGGUAG